Messenger RNA from Pantherophis guttatus, 11261 nucleotides. The record is from RefSeq and is a predicted model, not a curated record. NCBI's taxonomy places the organism in Eukaryota, Metazoa, Chordata, Lepidosauria, Squamata, Colubridae.
GUUGGGGGUUUUGUGACAUCACCAGGUUAAAGUACCCAAUCAGCUUGCACUCUGGAGAAAAUUAUUUAGUGGGGUGUUUCCUACAAUAUACUGUACUCAAGUCUCUUAAAGAAAGAAGCAGGAAAAAAAGGUGGCCAUGCCAUGGAUUUUGGUUGGUGUCUGGGGGGCCUGAAAACCCUGCUUUUGCUGUUCAGGAAUGAUUCUUUGCUCAGAAGCUUGCCUGCUUUUUUGUAAAGAUUGGACUGAUUAAGAGAUGGGUGAGAUGAUUUCUUCGGUGCCCCUCCCGGGCAAAUUUGAUUCCAAGAAGAAAAGAUAUGAGGAGGAGGAGGAGGAGGAGGAGGAAAAAUAAUAACCCGAGAGAAGACAUUUUUCUCCUUUGGACUUCUCUGGGGAUGUUUACAGAGUGGAGAAUAAAGCGCUGGGAAAAGAAAAGGCAGCUCUGGAUCCUCAAGAGAUGCAUUUGAAAGGAAAAUUUCUCUCAGCGAUGAGUGCUUGAUUUGGGAGGGGGGAAUAGAUGGGAAAUGGGAAGAGGUUGGAAGAAGAGCCGUUUCUACUAGCUCCCCACUGGCGGCCUCCCUGCCUCCCUUUUAUUUUUUAUUUUAAACAUGUUUCUGACCUGCGGGAUGGCUCCAGCUGCGGCUUCCGCUGCCACUUCCAUGGAUUACAAUGGAGAUUUCCAAGCUGGUUAUCAGGAAAUCGACGGCAUCAAUUUGGGUUACCUGCAGAUUAACGGCACGAAGAUGUUUGCUCUGACCCAGGUCUUCAGCGACCUUUUUAAGAACAUUCCUCGGGCCGCUGUGAGCAAAAAAAUGGAAAGCCUCAAGAUCCAGAGUCGCCGGUGCGACCUGAAGGAGCUGCGCACUCUCAAAGCCAUCCAGUCGGUGCCAAUGCGCGCCGUCAAGUGUUCGCUCAUUUCCAAGACUGACCUGGAGGCCCUCUGCACCUCCUGCAAGGCCUUAACCCCCAGGAAGAGGAAGAGGAAGAGGAAAGUCAAGAGGAGGGAAGCCGAGGUCCUGUUCGAUCGGCCCCGAUUACUCCCGGCGUAUGACGAAUCCGACCACCACGCCUUUCGUGCCAGUUUGGGUGCCGGCUGCGCCAAGCGCGAAGCGCUCUUCGGAGCGCCAUUUGCUAGGAGCUAUGAGAAAGCUGCGCCGCCUUCCAAAAGCUAUAGCCGGAACAGUAGAGCGCAGCUCCUGGCCGGCGUCCUCAACGCUUACCCCGGGGACUUGCAAUUCCUACACUCGGCAGUCAGGGCGCACGGAACCGGUCAACCGCCUCGCGAGUCGGAGAUCGGGCGCCCCAAGCGCUCCACUUGCGGCUGCCUGGCCAAGAAAGGUCGCUCAGCCUCUAUCGCCAGCUCCAAGAGGCAAGGUACGUCGGCUGGCUAUUCCAGUGAUUCGGAUUCCAGCGGCGCGUCAAGCCCGGCAAGUUCCAGCGAUUCUUCGGAAGAUGAGGAGGAAGAAGAGGAGGAGGAGGAGGAGGAGGAGGAAGACGAUGAAGAGGAGGAGGACGAAUCUUCCUGCAGUAGCGAAGACGGCAGCUCCUCCGGGUCAGAAAGUAGUUCUCUAUGCAGUGGCGACUCGGUGCAAAGCACGAGAUACAGACAGGCCGCCCUUCCCCGGAUCCCUCCCCAAAAUGCAUCUUCCCAAGUCUUCCCCAGCGUGGCCAAAGCACUGCGCCCAGACCCGAACUUGAUCUUUUGGGCCAGGACGUUGUGCGCCUCCACUUUGGAAAGUUUCAAGCCGGUUCCUACCACUACGCCCAAGGAGCUUCAGCAGGACAGACCGGAGACUCGGCGUUCUGGUCCGGUCAGCCCUAGCGAGAGACCGCAGCCAAAGAACGUAGGCGUCAGGGAGGCGUCGGAGUUGGGAGGCCAGGAGGGCGAAGAGGCCGACUUCCUGAGCAUUCCCGAUGGUGUCCGAGCCGGUGAGCAGGAUAAAACUGAGGAAGCUGCGCUUCAGCAGACUUCCGAGGAAGGGUCAGGCAGAGGGGCCCAUUUCGACCGGCUUAUCAGGCAAUCGAAACUGUGGUGCUACGCCAAAGGGUUCAACGUGGAUGGGAAAGGCUUGCGCAGAGCCGAGCAGGCCAAAGGGUGUUCUCCCACUUCCAAAACUGGCCUCCUCAGCUUGGCCAACAGACCGCUGAAAGGGAGCAGCGACUCGGAAAGGAGUGCCAGGAGAAGUCGAGUUGAACAGGCCAAAGGGAGGCCCCCCAAGAUCCCGAGGAAGAAGACCCCAAAGGGGAGCACCCCGCCUUGCAAACGCUUGCUCAGCACCAGUCCCGGGCCUAUAAGGAAUCCAUUUACUUUGAUGGGCACUUUUCCAUGUACGCCUGCGUUAGUUGUGGGUUCCGAUGGGGAUCUUUGUCCUGCAUCAUCCCUAUGCGUCAAAGACUCCUGUGCCCUCUCAAAAACGCACCCACUUUGGACCUGGCAGCUGGGGGGCAAUGCCAUCCCCAUGCCUCCCAGCCUGAAAUUCCGGGGAUAUGGUUUUGAAAAAGUCUAGAAGGAAGAUUUUAAAUUAGUUUAUGUACAACAAUUUGUCUUUUGUGGAGGGAACAGUGUGGAUGGGAAAGGAAAAAUAGAAUAUGUAAAGAAAAGGAAAAUGAUCUUGCAGUCUCAAGUACAUAAACUUGGGAAUAACCUUUUUUGUUUCAGUGGCCUUUAAUUCCAAGUCAGGUGAUAAUAGCAAUUGAUGAUGUUUAAACUCAUUUGCCCCAAAGUAAGACUGGCUGAAAUAGAUAAAAAUGUUUUUUAAAUAGAAAAAGUGCAAUCAAAUAUAUAAUUAUUCAGAAGGAAUUGUGGGAUUUAAUUAUGUGUAUAAGUGGCUGUAAGUUUGAAGCCUGAAAGUUUUCAAAAGAAGAAUGGAUAUUUGAUUCCCAAAUAGCUCAAGUUUUUUUUUUUAAAGAAUCCUGAAAAUCUCCAUCUCUUGGCAUUUCUGACAUUCCUUUAUUUAUACCAGUGGCUUUGUUUUAAAGAGCCCAUCCAAUCAGUAAUUCUUAAUAAAAUUGCACACCUUUAAAACUAUAGAAAUUUAAAUCUUACUUGACAAUGAUUAUAGGGAGCCAAAAUAAAUGAUUAAAAAGAAAUGUUGAGAAUAAAAGUAAGUAACUUGAAAAUAAAGUUGAGUAUAAAUAGCUAACUUCUAUGCUUUAGUUGGGGAUACAGUGUUUUUGUUCAUGUUGCACAUUUAUAUCGUAGGGAGCUGCAAUAACAAUAAUUAAAAAAAAAAGAUACAGGCCUUUUGGAGAAAAUCUGGUCUCCUUUCCUUUUAACAUGCAGUGGUUUGUUCCAUGCUGCGAAAUUUGGAAAAGCUCUGGGGGUGUGUUGUAGGGAAUGAGAAAGUUUCUGGACAAGGCUCCCCUCCCCUCUCCAAGUGAAAGACCCUUCUCUUCUCCCCCUCCCCCAUUAGCAAAGUUAAAAGUAUGCUUUCUUCCCAGCCCCCAACUUUCUUCCUUAAUUUGGAAGAGAAAUGGAAUGGCCUUUCAACUGCAGCACAUUAAACUCAUCAAAGGAUCACUCCCCUCCCCAUUCCAUUCACUUCCUGAUUAAAACUUAAGCAAAGCCAAUCUGACUACUUUAUCCCCAAUACCAGAACUUUGAGAAGAAGAAAGAAAGGUCUCCACAGUAGGCUUUUUCUUCUUCUCUUUCAAUAAAGAAAAACAGGGCAAAAUUAUUUUAAACAAAAGUAGAAGCAAAAUGUCCUUAUCUUUCCUGCAUGAAGGGAAAAAAGUUCUUUAAAUUUUUGCAUCUUUUCAAGCAAUUGUAUAUUGGUUAAUAGAUCCCUGACAUUAGUAGCCCAAAGUAAUAUUCUGUUUAUUUAAACAUUUGCUGGAAAGAAUAAAUUGGAUCCAGGGGUAAAUUUGAAUGAAAUACAGAUGGACAAUUUGAUCUCCAAAGUGAAAUGUAGAAAAGAGGAAUUCUUUUGUCUUUGCCACAGAAAACAAGUGAUCUCUUUCUCUCAUGCAAAUAGUUCUUUAUUGUUUCAUGUGUAAUAUACCCCUUUGUCUUCCAAGAUUUCUCUGUGUCACCAAACUCAAAUCACCAAACUCAAAUUCAAAUUGAAAUCUUCAUUUCUGAGAGUAGACAACCUCUAUGACUGUAAGAUAUAUAUAUAUAUCUUCAGUUUCAAAAUCUUAUCUCAGGGAAGAAAGAGUUCAGUUGCCCGUAAAUAGAUCUGGCCUUGCUACACAAUCCAUAAAGACCACAAGCAAAAACAUUGUUUAAAAGUGCAAAACAAAUUUAAUUAGGAGGUAAGUCCUUCUAGGAAUUACUGGACCUUAAACCCUUAAGUCUACAUGAUUUUAUCUAUAAGUAAGCUAUGCAUCAACUGACUUUAUUCCCAAUUGUGCAGCCAAACAGUAACAUAUUUAGGAAUUAGAUACCAAUAUUUAUCUGCAUCUAUUAUUAAAAUAGGUUUUCCGGAAGAAGGGGACAAAAUCUUAUUGGGGAUGACUGGGUGGAAUGAAUUGAUUGGAAUGCCAGAUUUUAUAUAGAAAUUCCAGCACUUUGAAUUUUACAAAUUGAUUUCUAAGUGCAACAAUGAAACAAACCAAAUAUGGAAUGUAUAGAAAAUGUGUAUAAUUUUAAAAAAUAAGACUCUCAUCCAGAACACAAUAACAAAAAUCCCACACUGCAAAUUCUGCUAUUCCCCAUUUUGGUAAUUAUACGGUAUUUAAAUUUUGCAGCUAAAUUACACUUUUUUUAAAAGGUUGUGGUUAUACUGUAUUCUCUUUUACUUGGGAGUAAGAAGGAUUGAUCUCAACAGAAUCUUAUUUCUAAAUAAAGCUUAGGAUUAUUGGGUUAGUUUUGUUCACCUUAUAAGCCUGCAUUUUUGUUAAGUGGGAGAUGUUUUAUUGUCAAAAUUGUUCUCAGUGAAGAAAGGGAGAUAUUCUGUUUGGUUUUUUUUUCAAAAAUCGGGCAAUGCAGUGUCCUUAUGCAGUUCCCAUUCAUUGUGUUUAUGCAGAAGAGCUGUCCAUUGAAUUGUGUGAGUCCCAAAUAUUUGAAAGCAACAAAGAAAGAAUGAGAAAACCUGGUUGUUCCUGGGGGCAUUACAUAACUUAAGGCUUUGUGUGAAAGAGCUGAAUUAAGAAUUUCCUGGCUGGCAGCUCGCUCUCUCUCUCCCUCCCUCCCUCUCUCCCCCUUUCUCUCUCCCCCUUCCCCCAGUUUUGAGCAUUUAUUUGGUAUGAAUUAGUUUUGCUAAAAUAUACAAGAAUAUAAAUGACACAAGUUUUCAGGAAAAAAACAUCUAGAUCAUUGUCUUUAGAAUUCUUUCAUGAUGGAUUAGAAAAGCGACCAAGGAAGAAUAUGAAAGAAAGCAAAGGAGAAAGAAUUUUUUUUUUGCAGUUGUCUUCACUUGCAAACCCCACUCACCCAGCCCAGUCAUUUAUUUCGGUGUUCAAAAUAUAAGUUCAGUUUUGCUUAGGAUAAAGGAGGGAGUCCCUGUGUUUGCCAAGCAGGAUGCAGCAUUAGUUGCAGGCUGACUAUUCAUAGGAAUGUGGAUUUUGAUGGAAGCCAAAUAUUGACAUACCUCUUCAGUUUCUCUCCUGAACUUCUCACUGAGCUUUGCAUAUAGGAGCCACACAAAUAAAAAGAAAAAAGAGAUCUAAAAUAAUCUAUGAAGAAUUGGUUAAAAUGGGGAAAGGAAGCUGCUUCCAAUCUCAUAUUUGCACCAUAAUCCAGUUUCUGUUUUCGGGAAUAAGUCUGAAGGACCCAUCUGUUGUAGGGUAUUGCUGCUGAAGAGAGGUGUGGAUAUGUGGGUGUGAGUAUGAGACAGAGAAAGAAAUUGCACCCCCAUGGUGCAAGGCAUACUUGUUCCCUCUCUAAUACAACCAAGCUUGUAUUACUUUUCUGAGGCAGUACUGUGUUAUAUAAACUGCCUUCUGGUUCUAUGGAUCAGAGUUGAGUUGCAAUGCUUCUCACCCCACUCCUUCUUUACAUAAAAUAAACUUACCAUCCUUAUUAAAAUAUUAGAAAAGUAGUAAAUAAAAAAGAGGCAAGGACAAUCAGCAGGGAAAAAAAUCAUUUUAUAUAUUAAACCAAAAUAAUCUCACCUCUGCUUCUCAGUCAACCUAUUCAGCUUCCCACAUUCAUUCUAUUCUGUGUAAAAGCUACUAGCAUGUUCUGUCACAUAAACCUCUAGCAAAUGAUUUGGAGCUGAAUUGUUCCCAAUCAUUUCAGUGGAGAUCCUUCCCUUUUGUGCUGAAAUGCUGAUACAGUUGCUAGUUCAUGGUUCUUAAAAAUGAAAAUGCCCCUUAAGACAUGCAAACAUGAUGUAGUGGUAUUCACACUUGUUUGUACAUGUCAGGUAGAACUCUGUAUGUCACACGAAUACAAAUACUAGGAAUAGAAAAAUCAUGUAUGAAUUAAUGUGAAGAAUACAUUUUCAAACAAUGAAAAUAAUAUUGAAAUUGCACACUCAGGUGAGUUAGUCUGACUGAAUCUGGGGACUGAUCUUUCUAUAAACAUGCUGCAGAAUUGUUAUGCUGGUUUUUCAGUACUUUAUGAGAAACCUUUGUUGAUUACAGUAUAGGAUAGUCUAACUCUCUAAAUAUUGUGGAUGUAUAUGUCUUGUUGCUUAUGUGGUUUACAGUACAUGUAUAAGGCUGCACCUAUGCAUUGCCAGGAAAGAAACAAUUACAUAGAUACCCAAACACACCACAAUAUUGUAAAAUUAAAUGAUUCUUCCACUCAAAUGUAUGUGAGGACAGGUUUUGCAGGUAAUCAAGUUCUUUAUUUUGAGUAGAAUGGAACUGCUUUAUGUGUGAGAUUUGUGUGGCUGUAGGUGUAUAAAUCAUUGUGAUGUAUCAGCUUAGACUGCAUUCACAAUGGAUGUUCAGAGCAUCAAUAGGAAUAUUUUCACUCAUGACACAGAAUGUACAUUUGAUCUUGUAAGUAUAAUGCAGAUAUAAUCCCACAUUUCUUAACACACAUAGUGGGUUUAACUCUGGCUCUGUUUUUCUAUUUUACCUUCACAGCAUUCACAUGUAUUGCAAGGGAGGCUCCAGGGAACUUCAGAGUUGUGUAUGAAAAUCCUUUGUCUCUAAUGUCAUGUUUUGAUACUGCAUUCAAAAUACUCAGGCUACUCAGUGAAUUAUUGGCAUGUUUUUCAAAAUUGUCUGGGAUAGUCAAAUUCAAUUGAUGUGAAGAAAACCACAACAACUAGAUUUUGAUCUCCUUGCAUGAUACCUCGGAUCAGUCAUCUUUACAGCAAUGACAAUUUUUCUACAAAUAGAUACCAUUUAUGGUAUGAAGGAAAAGUGAUUUAUAAUAUUUUAUGAAAUCACAUUCCCUUGUGUGCAUGUGUAAAUACUAGUACAUUUUUUCAUAGAAUGUGAAAAAUAUAUUUUCCAAUCAGUUGUACAUUCAAGCCAGUAGGCCCUCACAAUUACAACAGAAAUAUAAAGUUUCAAAACUUUUAAUAUCAUGCAUGUAAACACUUCCUUAUAGAGAGACAGGGAAUUUUUUAAAGUUAAACUUUAAAGCUUGUUUUCAAAAGUGGACAUUAGUGUGAUUCCCAUGCAAUGUUCUGCUAAAGUAUGGUUGGUUAGUUUUGGAUUUAGAAUUAUAUAUGAAGCCAUACAUAAUAGCUUAUAACAUCUGCAAGCCAAGAACCCACAGAUAGAUCUACAAAUCCUGAUUCAGGGUUAGGUGUGAUUUCAGCCAUACUGUUAUGCAGUGGUGAAAUCCAAUUUUUACUACUGGUUCUGUGGGUGUGGCUUGGUGGGCGUGGCAGGGGAAGGAUACUGCAAAAUUCCCAUUCCCUCCCCACUCUGGGGCCAGACAGAGGUGGUAUUUGUUGGUUCUCCGAACUACUCAAAAUUUCUGCUACCGGUUCUCCAGAACCUGUCAGAACCUGCUGAAUUUCACCCCUGCUAUUAUGGUAUUUAUUUCAGGCACAUAGAUCUUAAAAAGAAGCACUAUCUAGAGAGGCAUUAAAAGUUAGAUUUAAGUUAGCCAGGUGAAGCUACAAUCGCAUAUUCAAUACAUUUACCAUGGAGUAAAAGACGAGGCUUGCCUUGAUCUAAGCUUGAUUCCUAGUGACAUAUUUGAUAUACAGAAGUGAUUUAACUUUUCGUUCUUCUAGAGACUUUUAAAAAAAUAUUCCAGUUUGUCUUAUAGAUCAGGUUCCAAAAGGUUUGGUUUGAAAGGCUUAUUUCUUUUAAAUCAGUUUGAAAACUUGGAGAAGUCAAUUAUCAAUCUUGUUCAACUAAAUGAGUUGAAAGUAAGGAUAUAUUUUGUAUUGGAUAGUGCAACCUGAUGGAUGUAAACAUGGAUAAUUAGAGGCCUUUCUUGCUGAAAUUCCAGAGUUGCAUUGUUGAAUUGGACUUUUUAAUCCCAGGAAAUAAAUAUAUUUUAAAGAGGUCGUCUGGAGUUCAAAGGAAUAUUUUCAAAUCAUCUAGCAUGAUUCUGAGUGUCUGUGAUAUGCACUGACUUGCUGCUUUCAGUGAAACAUUUCUAAACAUGAUUGAAUGCCAUCUUAAAUUCGAAUAUACACGUUUAGUUUCUUCCAAACUGCUGGCAAUAUGGCCCCAGAUUUUUGCUGGAAAAUAUGCCGCAAAAUAAGAGGCAUAAAGUAAAGCUUUAUUAUGCAAGAUUAACAAAUGAAACUAUUGUGGGGUCAAUACCUACAUUGUUGAGAUAUUGUGGAAAAUGAUAUGCAUCCAACAAACCUUAGAACAACGCUGUAAUCCUAUGAGAAAUUUCUUUCUAUCCUUAUGUAUCCUUUCUACCAUAAAAAAAUAAUCAUAUGCAGAGAGUAAGGAAACUGAUAUUUGGUUGAGAUUAACAUAAAUUAACAAAGGGAAAACAUGUUUUUCAGAUAAAAAAAAGGAGGAAGCAUUGUUAAUAAUUCAGGUCACACAUUUCCAGCAAAGAGUUCUUUAGUUUAAGAUGAACUUUUUCCAUAGUAGAAGUCAUAGGGUAGACUGCUCACUGAUGUUUGGACCCAAGUACAGUAAAUGAAAGCUUUCUCUUGGGAACAAGCCCCUUCCAUUACAUAGAUCCUUUUAGAGGAGGACAAUCACUUUAGAAUUCACAUUGGCCUGUAAUGGGGGUAUUCCAAAUCGGCACAAGACGGGGGGGGGGGGAAGGGAAGGAUUUAUCAAGAUUGGUAGUACUGUUGAGUCAGCCAACCUUUUAUAAUGGAAAACUUUCUCAAUCAAGGGGAGAGGAAAACAACUACUUAUUGUAAAGUUCUUUCAGAUUGUAAAAACUCGGGUUUGGAGGGUUUCUUUUCCAGGGAUUUUUUCAUUGCAGAGGAAAGAUUCCAACAGAGUUGAUUAGAAGAUUUACACAUAUCUUUUCCAGUUGCUUUUCAUAGCUGGCUAGAUAGAAUAAGGUAAAACAAACUUCUGCUUUCAUUUAAAUCACUUGAAGCCGCUCAAGAAAAAUAUGGGAAAAUAAACUUGAAGGAAGCUUGUAAGAAUGUGGAAGGGAGGGAGGUGAGGUUGAGUGGUUAGGGGGAAGAGGAAGCAUACAUCUUCAUAGCAAGUCCCCCUUUCUCCUCUGAAGUUGAAAUGUAAAGAUAUUUACAUUUCUGCAUGUCUGAAGAAAGGAAAUGAUCAGUACUACAAAUAAAAUAGCAUCCUGUGAAUUGCUCUAAUUCCAGUUGGUUGUAUCUGAAUUUGAAAGAAUUUACAUCGAUGGGUGUAAAUUUCAUUGGAAAGUUCCCAAACAUAAUUCUCUGAAUCCUAUGAACUAGAAACAGGUAAAUUUUAAGAAGAGUAGAAACUAUUUUUUCCAAUAAACUAUUUUUCCUUAAAAAUUGAUUCUCCCUUUUGACUGUGUUUAGGAAGAAGUGAGAGAGGUUUGUCUUGGAACACAGCUAACAAAACAAAAGCACAAUGAACUAGCGUUUUCACCUUUAUUCGGAUACAGAAAUGUUGGACAACUGGUUAUGAUGGAAACUGUAAUACAACACUACUGAAAUAUUCCUUGUUACUGGAAGGUUGUACACAAGAAAAAAGAAUAUUUUUCUUUGUCAUCUCCUUCAAGCUGGCUGGAAAAGAAAGGGAAUAAAGGUGGGCUUUAUGUAAAUGAAUUUAAGUUGUAUAUACUGUAUAACCUCCACCGUGCAAUCUGGAACCCUAAGUAAAUAAAAUAAAUAAAAAAUGUAUUUUUAAACAACAACCAAAAUAAGUGUGUAUUCGACUUUUUAAAAUAGAGACAUUGAUUAUAUCAGGCUACAGAAGGAUUUGUGUGUGUGUGUGUUAAGUUAGUAAUUCCACUUUUUGCUGUAGAUAUAAAACAACUAAAAUGAUUGCUGGAUCAAGACUGAAAUCUUAGUUAAAUUAGGCUUUCUGAAACCAGUGGAAUUAAACCUAGGUAUUAUAAAGUUCUUUCAUUGAUCCUGGGAUUAUAAUUUAAGUGUCUCUAAAGUUAUAUUCAACUCUGUUUUAUUUGUGGAAAACAUGAAUGUUAGACUAAGCUUUCAUAUUUCAAGCAACAUUAAAUGUAUUUUGGGGCAGCAUAAUAUUUGGUACUGAUAAGAAACUUGUUUGUAUUGAACUGAAUUGAAUUGAACAUUUGUAGUCCUUAAGUGGUCAAGAAUAUUGAACUGAAUUGAACUGAACAUUUGUAGUUCUUAUGUGGUCAAGAAUAUUCCAAAUUCAUUAUGUAGAAGAUGAAUAUUUUCAUAUUGUUUUCCAACAUUUAAUGAUAUAAUCAACCUCUUACUUCUCACUUUUGCAGCAUAUUAGAAGAGUUCCAAUUUCCAAAGUUCUGCCCUGUAAAUACUAAACAGGAUUUGGUUUUUUUUAGCAUUCUUUUUAUUAAAAACAAUGGUUCCAUUACUUUGGUAAUACUUUUGUCUGUUUGUUGCAAAGAAUCGAACUUGGCUGUUCUUUACUACCAGUGCUACAACCUGCUAUUUAGAUAUGUUCAGUUGUGCUAUUUCCAAUUCUGUGUCUUGUUGCAAAAUAACUAGUGAACUGAAUUUGGGACUAGCCUGUUUCUUUAUAUAUUUUAAGGAGCUAAAAAUAAAAUGCAGUUACUCUAGAUAAGUAAAAUGUGCAUCAGAUUGUUUUGUUUUCUGGAAACUAUAAGAAAUGACAAUACAAGGAACCUGAUGUUUAUAGUGAGCCCAAAGGGGAGAAAAAGUAUGCCACAUCAUUAUAACAAUAGCAUGUAAGCCUCUGUGAAAACAAUUCAAUGUAUAGAUUUCUUCAAUUUGGUAUCUUCUAAAAUGUGUAGAAUUCUCAUAAUUCUGAUGUAGCAUAGCAAUUUGAAGAUUCCAAGUCAAUAAAAACUAUAUUAAAAGUCA